CAUUGCUCCAAGAUGGCGGCGGCGGCGGCGGCGGCAGAGCAGCUCAGUCGGGCUGGAACCACCCUCCUGGAGCUCCCCCAGCCUGCAACCUAGGAGGAUGCCCUGGAUGCCCAGCUAAGGGCCUAACUUCGGCCCCAUGCGGCUCACCCGCUGUCAGGCUGCGCUGGCAGCCGCCAUCACCCUCAACCUCCUGGUUCUCUUCUACUUCUCGUGGCUGCAGCACCAGCCCAGGAACUCCCGGGCCCGGGGGCCCCGCCGUGCAUCUGCCACCGGCCCACGCGUCACCAUCUUGGUGCGGGAGUUUGAGGCCUUUGACAACGCGGUGCCGGAGCUGGUGGACUCUUUCCUACAGCAGGACCCAGCCCAGCCCGUGGUGGUGGCGGCAGACACGCUCCCCUACCCACCCCUGGCCCUGCCCCGUAUCCCCAACGUUUGCCUGGCACUGCUGCAGCCUGCCCUUGACCGGCCUGCUUCGGCCUCGCGCCCAGAGACCUACGUGGCCACCGAGUUUGUGGCCCUGGUGCCUGAUGGGGCACGGGCCGAGUCACCAGGCCAGCUGGAGCGCAUGGUGGAAGCCCUCAAGGGGGGAAGUGCCCGCCUGGUAGCGGCCCCUGUCUCCACAACCAAUCCAGCCCGGUGUCUAACCCUGAAUGUCAGCUUGAGAGAGUGGACUGCCCGCUAUGGCCCUGCAGCCACUGCUCCCCGUUGUGACGCCCUGGAUGGGGACGCUGUGGUGCUCCUGCGUGCCCGGGACCUGUUCAACCUCUCGGCGCCCCUGGCGCGGCCUGUGGGCACCAGCCUCUUCCUGCAGACCUCCCUUCGAGGGUGGGCGGUGCAGCUGCUGGACCUGCCCUUCGCCGCAGCGCGCCAGCCCCCGCUGGCCACAGCACACGCGCGCUGGAAAGCGGAGCGUGAGGGGCGCGCGCGACGAGCGUCUCUGCUCCGCGCGCUCGGCAUCCGUCUGGUGAGCUGGGAGGGCGGGAGGCUCGAGUGGUUUGGCUGCAGCAAGGAGAGCACACGCUGCUUCGGGACAGUGGUGGGUGACACGCCCGCUUAUCUCUACGAGGAGCGGUGGACGCCUCCCUGCUGCCUGCGCGCACUCCGCGAGACGGCGCGCUACGUGGUGGGCGUGCUCGAGGCGGCCGGUGUGCGCUACUGGUUGGAGGGCGGCUCGCUGCUAGGCGCGGCCCGCCACGGGGACAUCAUCCCGUGGGACUACGAUGUGGACCUGGGCAUCUACUUGGAAGAUGUGGGCAACUGCGAGCAGCUGCGGGGGGCUGAGGCUGGCUCCGUGGUGGAUGAGCGCGGCUUCGUGUGGGAGAAGGCCAUAGAAGGCGACUUCUUCCGCGUGCAGUAUAGUGAGAGCAACCACCUGCAUGUAGAUCUGUGGCCCUUCUACCCCCGCAACGGGGUCAUGACCAAGGACACCUGGCUGGACCACCGGCAGGAUGUCGAGUUCCCUGAGCACUUUCUGCAGCCUCUCGUGCCCCUGCCCUUUGCCGGCUUUGUGGCGCAGGCGCCUAAUAACUACCGCCGCUUCCUGGAGCUCAAGUUCGGCCCUGGAGUCAUUGAGAACCCUGAGUACCCCAACCCCGCACUCCUGAGCUUGACAGGCGGCUGAAGCCCUGACGCCCUCACCUGGUGUCUGGGGAACAUUACGACAGAAGAGAUGUCCUUUGUUUGGGGGGGUUCUGUCUGGAUGUGGAGAAGCUUAGAUUGACAAUGAGGGGGGGCACGUUCCGGAGAAGGGACAGGUGAACUGACCGAGAAAGAAACGCGAGGAAGCGCACAAGAGAAGCCUGGCUGUGGCAGGGAGAGACCCAGGCCAAGCGCCCGAAGAAACAUCCUGUGAGCGAUGGAUAUGUGUGGGAAUAUCCCGGGCCAUUACAAUAAUUGAAGGAGCUGCUGGCAUUUGGUAGACAGGCCCAGAGAUGCCAGUCUGUCCCUCAGGGCCCGGUCCAGAGAAGUGCUUAGCCAGAGAUUCCAAGAACCCUGCGCCACGGGGCUGGGA
Messenger RNA from Urocitellus parryii (Arctic ground squirrel), 2011 nucleotides. The record is from RefSeq and is a predicted model, not a curated record. NCBI's taxonomy places the organism in Eukaryota, Metazoa, Chordata, Mammalia, Rodentia, Sciuridae.